Trichobilharzia regenti is the source of this 4848-nucleotide messenger RNA. Lineage: Eukaryota; Metazoa; Platyhelminthes; Trematoda; Strigeidida; Schistosomatidae. The record is from the annotation of a GenBank genome assembly.
UGAUUAGAUUAACUAACGGACAACAUUAGCCCGUCUCUGUGUGCAAUAAUGAAACCGAUAGAAGAGGGAUUUACGCUUGUUCCAUACUUAUUCUAAGAAUAUUGUUUCAUUUGGAAGACUGGGGACUUGAGGAUUUUUAUAUCAUAAAUUGUCUUACAUAUACAUAUAGUGUUUUUUUCUAGUGUAUAUCUAUUUUAAACAGGAGUCACAUCAAUUUACCGCGGAAUGGAUGCUUAUUAUCACUGCACAACAGCAUUACGUACUACUCAUCAAUAGUAACUCCAGCAGCAGUAGUACUCAAUUGCACUACUAUCAGUAGUAGUCACCCUGUGUAAAUAUUUCAUUUCAAUGGAUUCCAAUUCUGGAUAGCAUAUUAAUGCAUUGGGACUAGGAUUUCACAAUUACAAUGAACAUUGUACGAAAUAAUCAACUCGCAUUUAGACAAAAGCCUUAUUCAUCAAUAUUCAUUGUUUAUUCUCUGGUAUACUGUUUCAUAAUAACAGCAUUACCGAGCAGCACCCCCACCACCAGCACUAGCAGUUUAGUCAUCCAUGAAGAGAAAUUGUUACGUCAAUUUGUAAGUUUCAUUCAAUCUACAUCGCAUAAUUCCAAUGCAUGUUCAUUAAAUCUGCGUAAAUCAAAUACGCUAUCCAAUACUAUAAAUUUAAAUGAAACAUUCCAUCCAAUAUUUCAUAGUGUUAUAACUCAAAAGAGUUUAACAAAAAAUUUCUUACAUGAUAUAUAUAAAUGUAUUGAAAUUGUGAGAACUUUUAAUCGUUGGUAUUAUCAAUCUACUUCAGAGAAUUCGAUAACACUACCGUCUGUACAACAUUCCAAAGCAAAAUUAGAAGAAUACUUGACUAAUUUACUACAUUUAAGUAGACCAGUUAGAAUUCAUAAUGCUGAAUCACUUAUCAUGAGGAAUUUAAAUCUUAAACCUGUCAAUAAUGCAACUACUAGUCGACAUGAUCAAACCGCUUUUUUAACUUAUAAUCAUUCUAAUCUAUUGGGUAUUGGUUAUUGCCGUAAUGAUCUAUUAAAAGCUUAUGUAAAUAAUUAUACGUCUACUCCUAUCAGUAAUAGUAAUGCUUAUCCUGUGCAUUUAAACGAAAUUUGCAGCCAAUUUCGAACCAGUAUUCAAGCAUUCAAUAAUCAUGAGGAUACAAUUAGUUUUAGUGAUUUUCAAUAUGGGAAGUUCUCAUCCUUUUGGGCACCAGUUAAAUGUGAUACUAACUCAUUUAUGCCAAUUGUAUUAAGAUAUUUUAUAUAUAACACAGAAAUGAGCUUAUUUUUCGAAUUCGACAUAAAAGACUUCGUUAUUGACCAGUGUGCAUUGGAUAUGAAUCGAUGCAGAGCGACAACACGAUGUGUUUACAAACGAUAUUACUCAUCUCCCUUCAAUAUGGAUAAUUAUAAUUGUGAAUGUGCUCCAGGAUAUUAUAUUGACAAUAUCGAGAAUGGUUAUUCUGCUCCAUUGAUUGAUGCAAAAAUUCAAGAAGCUUUAGCCAGUAAUGAAGCUGAUCCACCAAGAUUUUAUUGUCGACCAUGUCCACCUGGCUGCUCAGAGUGUAAAGCGAAUAAACUUUGCAGUGCACAAUUUGAUUACAAUCUACUUCGAGCUAUUCCAUUAGCUUUUCAAAGUUUUUGUAUUACAAUUUGUCUACUAUUUGGUAUGGCAAUGUUUAAAAUACGUAGAGCACGAGUAGUUAAAAGUGCUAAUCUUGUGCUCAUGGAAAUAAUGCUUGUAGGAGCGAUUCUCUUGUAUUCAACAAUUGUCGUUAUGUACUUUCCAGUUACUGAUAUUUCAUGCCUUAUUCUUCCGUGGUUUCGUGAAGUUGGCUUCUCUGUUAUGUAUGGUGUAUUAAUUGUAAAAAUUUACAGAGUUUUAUCUGGUUUCCAGUCACGUAAAGCGCAUCGUGUUCACGUGAGAGACAAAGAUAUUCUUAAGUAUUUAGGCUUAUUUAUCAUAAUAACAUUCACAUAUAUGAUUGCAUGGACUGCAAUCAAUUUGGAUUAUAUUAGUUCUAGUCCAUGGGUUGGAGAAGAUCAUACAGUUAUUAAAAGCAUGAAACCCCUAUCACCAUCAUCUACAUCAGCUGUCAGUAUGAAACAAGAAGGUUUUAUCAAAGUUCCAAAACAGAAUAACCGAAGUCAUUUUGAAGAGUUGCAUUCAAAUAAUUGGGAUGCUAGUAAUAAUAAUAAUAAUGGUAAUGAUAAUAAUCGGAAUGGAAGUUUACAGAAUCCUGCAUAUUUGGAUAAUUCAGAUGAUUCAAUUGAUAUUAUCACUUUUGAAGUAUGUCGUGCUAUGUCAUGGGAUGUUGUAGUUGAAUUGGCUGAAUUCAUUAUUUUGGCGAUCAGUAUUCAUUACUGUCGGUUAGUUCGCACAGCUCCAACAGAAUACAAUGAAACUCAAUAUAUUAGUGUAGCAUUAAUCAUUGAAAUGACGGUAUCUGGUUUAUUACAUUUACUAAGACAUUUUAUUUGGUACAGUGUUCAUCCUGAUUAUAUAUUCCUGUUGUAUUUCGCUAGAUCACAUAUUACAAUAACUGUGAACCUUUUGUUAAUUUUUGUGCCAAAGGUUACAUUUUUAUGUCGUUCAUCAAAAAGUCUAUACAAUACAAGUCGUUCAAGGGGUUCCCCUGGAGCUGUUUUUUCUACAGAUCCGCACUUAGCUACUGCUGGAAAGUUGAAUCUUGUAUCAAAUGGUGAUUUAGACAUUGCUGAUGUGAAUUUAGCCGAUAUGGAUCCAGAAGUGAUACGGCGUGAACUCAAACGUCUGUAUACACAGAUUGAAUUAUACAAAACUAAGGCAAUGAGAAAGGAUAAUCCUCAUAUUAGUAAACGUAGAGGAGGAAGGAAACAACGUCGGUUUUCACUACAACCAUUUCAUAAACGACAUCAUGGACAAACAUCAUCUGUUCUAAGUGGUAAUGUUCCAUUGGUUGGUAUACAAUCAGACACAGGGUGUUGUUGUAAUGAAUGUCAAUCAUCAAAAUUUACCAUACGAUUAUGCCCGCAUCAUUGUAGUCGACAUACAAGCGGGGCAAGUCGUACAGGUUGUUCAGCUACCAGUGGAACAGGAGGAGGAGGAGGUGGUAGUGGGGGAGGUAGUAUUAAUCGUGGAAAUUAUUCAACUGUUUUACACGAUGAAGAGAUCUCCAAACUCUCUGAAGAAUCAACAAACAGUGCUGAUGAUCAUUCAUCACUCGGUAAUCUACUACAAGCUCAACAACAACAACAGCCAACUCAUACACAAUCAUCUCAACAAUUACCACAGAGUAAAUUGUCUAGCUCAGUGGAUGUAAAACACAAUGAUAAAGAAACAACUGCUGUUGACUACAGUGGAAGUGAUACAAAACCUUCGAAGUCUAAAUCAUCUGGUAAAACAAGAUAAAGUUAGUUUAAAAAAAUGAUUUACUCACAGUUUGCUUUCUCAUUCUUUGCCCUUCCCUAGUGGAACAUACGGAUCUAGGUUUUUGAAAUUUUAGUAGCGGUGAAGGUGUGUUGCUAAUUUCAUGCGUAUCUUCGUCUCUUUUCCGGACUCACUGUCAGCUAGUAAAACAGGCGAGGUUGAGGAGUGGAUCGUCCAGGAACUGAACCUUGGUUAUGUACGUAAUUUUCUAUAGUUUGGUUUUUAAGGGCUAGUUAUGCUUUUACAAGUUGAUCUUGGGCUCGAAUCCCAUUGGGAGCGUACUGCGGAUGACUCCCAAACUAGGAAUAAACAGCUGUUGAUCCAUAUUUCCCACUUGGGACUCAUGAUAGUACCAUUCUAGUUAUUUAUAGCUAGCAAAACAAACAAGUUGCUGGAUUGUGUACUUUUUCGAUAUGUGUCCUAUCUUAAUAGUUAUUUAAAUACUCUUAGUAAGCAUGUGCUCUUAUAUCGCUCUUCUUGGAUGCUCUCAUUAACCGUUACUUAUCAGAAAUCUGAAGUAUACAUCAUUAUCAUUUGAAAUAACCUGCGUCAUCACUUAAAAUAAAGGCAUACAAGACAGCUACUCUGUCUCCUCUCUAUGACUGUUUACAAUAUCUAUCACCAGCUAUUGGGUGGAACAUAACAUGUAUCAGGAGUGACUUGCUUUUCAGUAGUGCUGAAUAUUAUAAUGUUGGUUCUUGACAAUGUCCUGUUAAGCAGAGGGCCCUAAAUUUAAACAUCAGCAAAGAUUUCGAGGAAAUUAGUCGUAUUAGCUAGUUAAUACUCCCCCACUCACACUUAAUCUCAGCACUUUAUUAGCCAGUUGAGUUAAAAGCUUUAUUACCGCCGGCUUUUAAAUGAAUUAAGAAGCGAGUUCGAAUUCCGUUCGGAAGACUCGAUAGAAUGAGAUAGAUAACUUUGUUUGUCAUUUUCCAGCCGAUCAAUUAUGAUCGCUCAAGCGAAGUACAAGCUACCUAGCUGUGCCACUCCUAUAUGUAUCUACAAAUUUAUCUAUUCCUUUGGAGAAAGCCUUUUACACAUACCCGAAGCUAUGGGAAUUCGAGAGAACAAUCCUAGUCUUUUGAAUACAAACGAAGUUUGUUCUAUCUUUGUCUCUCUCUCUCUCUCCCUUGCUUACCUAGGUAAAUUGUCAUCAAAACCCUCCCACCCUUUCUUAUUUUCCAUUCUCUUCGUACUUUUAUGAUAGUGAUUUAAACUCUGAUUAUCCAUCCACUUCACCUUUAGUAUUAUGUAACUUUUAAGGUUUGGCCUAAUUUAUUUAUUGCAUUGUCUACAUAUACACAUACUCCCUUCCUUAUUCUUAUCGCCACUUGCAUAAACUUUAUUAUCAUUAUUUCGUUAAUAAUAAUAAUAAUAACAGCUUUAUUCCAAACAGUAUUUGUGGUACAGGUAUGGAAUUUUCAGCGUGCAUUACA